This is a messenger RNA of Orussus abietinus, 5676 nucleotides long. RefSeq names its product intraflagellar transport protein 172 homolog (gene Oseg2). The coding region runs from base 137 to 5347 and encodes 1736 amino acids. Gene Ontology annotation, cellular component: intraciliary transport particle B; axoneme; ciliary basal body. Gene Ontology annotation, molecular function: protein binding. Lineage: Eukaryota; Metazoa; Arthropoda; Insecta; Hymenoptera; Orussidae. The record is from RefSeq and is a predicted model, not a curated record. The transcript has 13 exons. Gene Ontology annotation, biological process: intraciliary transport.
GAUAUUUGUAUGUACAUACUUCGUGCCUUUAGGUUGCUAGGCAACCUACGAGUACACAAAUAUGAAAGCAUGACGAAUACUUAUUUGACAUGAACGCAUAACCGAUUGUUUCGUAGAUUUUAUUUAAAAAUUGAUAAUGUUACUUAAGUAUUUAGGACCGUUACUUUCUCCGCAUGAAGGAGAGAAUCGAAUAAUUUCGGCGGUAUGGUCACCAAAUAAUUUAAAACUUGCAGUGGCCCUGUCGGAUCGAUCCGUUUAUCUUUUCGACGAAAAGGGGGUGAAGAAGGAUCGCUUCUCCACAAAGCCAAUCGAUGCAAAGUAUGGGAAAAAGAGUUACAUCGUUAAAGGCAUUGCCUUCUCUCCAGAUUCCACCAAGAUCGCGGUGGGUCAGACGGAUAACAUAGUCUACGUGUACAAGAUCGGCGAGGAAUGGGGUGAGAAAAAAGUGAUUUGUAACAAAUUUGGCCAAAGUUCCGCGGUGACUUGUUUGGCCUGGCCGCUAGAAGGGCCGAUAGUCGUCGGUUUAGCCGAUGGAAAGGUACGAGCUGCUUUAGUGAAAGCAAAUAAGGCACAGACCUUGUAUGCUGCCGACACCAUGACCAUUGCCUUGGCAGUUAAUGUCAAAGGGACUGGUUUCCUGUCGAGCCAUGCCGAUGGAAGUAUCAUAAGGUAUUACGUGACCGAUGACGGUAACGGCGAACCAUCCGGCAGAGUGGUAACCCACGGAGUACCAGCUUAUGCGCUGGCAUGGCUUCAGAGUCACAUCUUGGCGUCCGGCUGCGACAAGAAGAUAACAUUUUAUGAUUCUCGGGGUAAAGUGUCCAAGACAUUCGACUACGGUCGCGAACCGAACGAACGAGAGAUGACAACGGCAUGCUGUAGUCCCAGUGGUCAGAGCGUAGCAGUUGGAUCCUGGGACAAGGUCCGAAUCCUGGACUGGAGCCCUCGAAGAUCCGUCUGGGAAGAGUCGAACACUCGAUUGCUCCCGAACCUGUAUACCGUAACUACCAUGGCUUGGCGAAGGGAUGGCUCCAGGUUAGUCAUCGGAGGUCUCUGCGGAGCAGCGGAACAGUUCGAGACGGUCUUGCGAAGAGCAGUGGUGCGUGGAAGCCAUGAGGUAGCUUACGUGGGCCCUAGCCAAGUUGUAAUUCGCUCCCUAAAUGGUACGAGUCGUCCCGUAGUGAUCAGAUCCCAAACCGGAAGCGAAAUCGAAGACGUUCGAGUCCUAGGACGCAGAGACAAUCACGUAGUAGCCAGGACGACGAGUACUCUAUUAAUCAGCGACUUGGAGCUGAAUCUGCUGAGUGAAAUUCCCUGGGAAGAUAAGGGCGGCGGAGAAAAGUUCUUCUUCGAAUAUCCCGGGGUGUGUUUGAUCUUCCGAGCCGGUGAGCUGGCUAUCGUCGAGUAUGGAAAAAACGAGAUCCUGGGAUCCGUCAGAACGGAGGCGAUGAAUCCACACGUGGUUAGCGUCAGGAUAAACGAGAGACACGUCGCGGGCUCCCCGGAAAACAAGAGGUUAGCCUACCUCCUGGACCCUCGUACCGUCAGGAUCGUCGAUUUCGUCACCGGGGCGACAGUCAGCAUCGUUAGUCACGACGUCAGGGUUGACUGGAUCGAGCUCAGCGAGACCGGUCAUCGUCUUCUGUCUCGAGACAAAAGAGGCAGACUCUGGCUGAGCGACGACCAAGGAAAUCGUAGCCUCUUGCUAACGGGAACGAGUUUUGCAUCCUGGGUGCCAGGAAGCGACGUGGCAGUUGCUCAGACUGGCCAGACUCUGGCGGUCUGGUACAACGUAGAUGCUCCAGAGGCAGCUACUCUUAUAGGAAUCCGAGGAGAUGCCAUGGAUGUUAUCAGAGAGAGCAACCGAACGUCGGUCACCGUAGAGGAGCCUGGAGGACGAGUGUCCUACGUCCUGGAUGAGAGUUUAAUAGAGUUUGGUACGGCACUCCACGACAACGACUUUGGUAGAGUAGUGCUCUUCCUCGAAGAACUCGGGGACCGUCCCGAGGCCGAAGCCAUGUGGGAGAACGUGGCAAGAAACGCAAUGGCUGGGAGACAGCUCCUCGUAGCCGCCAGAUGUUACGCAGCCCUUGGUGACGUGGCCUGCUCCGACUUCCUCAGGAACAUCAUGGAGAUCGGACAGAGAUAUGCGGAGGAAACUGGAAAUGACCCACUGGCAAGUCCAGACUGCUGGGCGAGGAUGGCAAUCCUGAACGGUGAGCUGAAGACCGCAGAGGCCAUCUACCUGGAGCAGAAUGAGCUCGACAAAGCCCUGGAAAUGUACCAAAGAUAUUGGCAUUGGGAGGAUGCCUUGACUCUGGCACAGAGCAGAGGCUGGUCAGGUCUUUCAGAUCUGCGAGACCGACACUUGUCCUGGUUGCUGGAAAGUGGUCAAGGAGCUCGAGCAGCAGCGAUCCUGGAGCCAGAAAAUCCACAAAGGGCAGUAAAACUAUAUCUAGAAGCUCGUCGCCCGGGAAGAGCGGCAAGACUCGUCCUGGCGAUCGAGGACCUCCUAGAAGACGAGGCUAUGGUCAGCCAGGUGGUGAAGACCCUGAAGAGCGCCGACCUGAUGGAGCUGGCUGGCGAGAUCCUGGAGAAGACCUCGGACUCCACAGGAGCGAUAAAGUGCUACGCCCAAGCCGGAGUCUUCGCCAGGGCGCUGGAAUUGGCUCGAAAACUGGAUCCCAAUUCCGUGGUUGGUCUGGAAAGAGACUGGGGUCAUCAUCUAGCCUCCAGUGGGCAUUACGACGCGGCCAUCAACCACUUCAUAGAGGCUGGGGAGACCGCCCUGGCCUUGAACGCCGCCAUCAACGCCAGACAAUGGAGGAAAGCCCUGCAGAUCGUUCAGGUGAUCGAGAGCGACGAUCCAGAGACUAGGGAACAAUGCGAGAAACUAGGAGAGUAUUUCGCAUCGGUUGGAGACAAAGAACUUGCGGUGAAUCUGUUCAUCAGGGCUCAUCGAGCCCAUCGAGCCGUGGAGACCCACGUCCAGGCUAGAAACUGGUCCCGGGCGUAUCAAGUAGCGACGGAGUACAUGUCCCCUGAAGAAGCCACGACCGUCUUGGUUAAACACGCCGAGGUUUUAGAAUCUUCCGGCGACCUGCGACAAGCCGAAGCUCUGUACUUGUCGGUGAAACAAUACGACUCGGCCAUAUCGAUGUACCGCAAGGCCGGCAAUCGCGGCGAGAUGAUCAGACUCGUGGCGAAGUAUAGGCCAGAACAUCUAGAGACGACGCACGCCCACCUGGCGAAGGAGCUCGAGGCUGCCCACAAGGCCAGAGAAGCCGAAGAGCACUUCCUGGGAGCCGGGGACUGGCGAGGAGCGAUUACGGCCUACAAAAACGAGAACAUGUGGGAAGAUGCUUUGAGAGUCGCUAAGGAGGCUUCCGGCGACAAGGCUGCCCAGCAGGUCGCCCUGAUGUGGGCGAAGACCCUGGCUCCUGAAUUGGGUGCUAGACUGCUGAUGAGGCUGAAUUACCUGGAGCCUUGUCUUCGACUUGCCUGCGAGGCGAACCUCUUCUCCUGGGCACUGGAGAUAGGGAAGUACUGCGCGAGCGACCUGAAGAAGGAGGUCCAUUAUCGUCACGCCAUGUACCUGGAAGACCAGGGGCAUUUUUCCGAGGCUGAGAAGGAGUUCGUCCUGGCCAAUAAAGCCAUAGAAGCGGUGCAGAUGUAUAUUCACACCAGAGAGUGGGACAGUGCCGAAGAGGUGGCCCACGCGCAUUGUCCCGAGGCUCUUCCUCAGGUUUUGGUCGCGAAGGCUGCCGAAGCAGUGGAGUCUCAGGACUACGCCCUGGCGGAGUCCCUGCUCCUCAGGGCUCACAAGCCGGAGAUCAUCGUGGACCACUACAAGAAAGCCGGCAUGUGGUCCGAAGCGAUGAGGGUGUGCAGAGAGUACCUGCCGAGUCAGGAGGCGGCCCUGAGGAGAGAGCUGGGCCAGCGCAGUCUGGGUAUGGACGCAGGAAGCAACCUCGAAGAGGCGCGUCGAUGGUUGGAGGUAGGGGAGAUUCGAGCAGCUCUCGACAUCUUGAUCCUGGACCCCCAAGCUCCCAGGACGUCGUUGAUCAAAGCAGCCGAUAUCGUUCUUCACGAAGCCGACCCUGAGACCGCGGUCCAGGUGGGAGGUGACCUUGCAGCGAGACUGCUGACCAUCGGAGAACACGCUCUGGCUGCUCAGGUGUUCCUGCAAGCGGACAGGCUGAAGGACGCCAUCACCGCUCUAGCUCUGGUGGGCGACUGGGGAAGGGCUCGUCGAAUCGUCCAGGAACUAGCUCCAGACCUAGAGCCUUACCUCGACGAGAAGUACAAAGAAGCGAUGAUAAGAGACGACCAGGUCGACAGACUCGUGGAAGUAGACGCCAACGCGGCCUUGGAGCUCCUGGUCAGGAAAGGUCAGUGGUCCCAGGUCUUCGAGGCAGCUUCCAGCCAGGGCGAAGAGUUCCUCCACAAGUACGUCGCCCAAAGGGCAGCCCAACUCCUCAAGUCCGGGAUGCACUCCCAGGCCCUGCAACUAUUCGCCCAGUACGGUGCACCCUGCAUCCCACAGAACUAUAAUCUCUACUAUCACCUAUCGGAGAGCAUUCUCAACUCACCGGAAACCAAAGAGGACUACAAGCACCUAGGAGAACUGCGAGGGACUCUUCGGGGUCUCUGCAGGAGUCUUGAUGCCUCGUCGGAGACAGGGGAGAGGUUCGAAAGACUUUUGAAGGCCACCCAUUACUCUGCUCUCAGGUCUGCCUGUCGACCUUUUGCCUCUCUCUCGGGGUUGAUCCUGAAGAGCUCGAUUACCUUGCUGAGGUACUCCGACAUACUUCUAGCUGAUCGAUGCUACUUCGAGGCCGGAGUGGAGGCCAGAUCGGCAGGACUCAACAGCGAAGCUUUUGUCUUCUUCAAUCAUUUUUUGGACCUCGAAGAGUGCAUCGAAGAGGGUGAUGGAAGUAUCCUGGACGUGGACGACCUCAGGGUCACGGAUUUCCCUUUGGAGGUUCCUUUACCUGCAGAUCUGAGUUUGACGAAGGAGCAGAGGGAAGAAGCUAGAGAAUGGGUUCUGGCUGUGUCAAUGGACCAGAGGGUCGAGCAAGGACUUCCCGUCGACCAGAGAGGCGUUUAUAUAGGAUCCUUGACGAGUCCCUCGAAUUCUGGAGGAGUUUCUCAGGAAUGCGUUCUUACGGGAUAUCCCAUUAGAGCUUCCGUGGUUAGAUUUGAAAACAGCAGUCGCGUUGCCGACAGAGACGACUGGAAUAAACUGGUCAGUACUGCGAGGCAGGCAUCGGUGGACUCCCCGCUGAACGAUGUCCUGGUCUUCGUCCAGGAAUGGGUCGGCACUGUACCUAGUUACACGUUUUAAAUUACUUUUUAUGACUAUCUGAACACCCUGACUAGGUCACCGAACACUUUUGAAGGAACCCACGACAUAACCUCUCUCCACCCUUACGAAUGAUUCUGUAUUCGAGCCUGAAUAUACAUAAAAUAUGUAUCUGCAAUCGUAUAAGUUAAUCCUACUCGUCAACGGGAGCCUCGCCAGGGUCGCAAAGGACUCUACGCAACUACUCUGUCCGCCGCUCGUAGAUACACAACUCGCUACUCUCACACGCCUACGCAUUCGCGUCCUAUUUAUAAUAUGUAUAGUAUGUAUAGUAUGUAUAUUAUGUAUAUUAUGUAUAGUAUGUAUAUCUA